Eremothecium sinecaudum is the source of this 1158-nucleotide messenger RNA. It is a transcript of the gene REX3, whose product is annotated as RNA exonuclease. Bases 1 to 1158 code for a protein of 385 amino acids. Gene Ontology annotation, molecular function: exonuclease activity; nucleic acid binding. Gene Ontology annotation, cellular component: nucleus. The transcript has a single exon. Lineage: Eukaryota; Fungi; Ascomycota; Saccharomycetes; Saccharomycetales; Saccharomycetaceae. The record is from RefSeq and is a predicted model, not a curated record.
AUGGCAAUAUUGAGGCCGCUAGAUCUUAAAAUGCAACCCGCUCCGUACGAUGCACGCAUGAAAGUCAUCAGUCGUACACUGGAGCUAUUAGAUAAAUAUAAACCUCAGAAAACAGAUUCCAAAACUACCGCAGUUCAUUGGGAGUAUGAAGUAGCACGACAUUCUGCUUCCAAGCAAAGCUAUAUUUUUAACGCAAGUCUUCUAUUAAGAGAUAUCGUAAGGUAUAAGGGCAACUUAAAUAAAUCAGGGAAGUAUGAAUCUCCAAAGGUACAGAUCAGUAAGGAAAGCGUACUGGCGAAAUUGAAAGAGCUGUUAUUAGACGAGAAACAACUAAAAGAAGGCGGUUAUAUAUUAGGCCCGGGCGUUGGUGGGGAAAAUAACGCCUCAUCAAAGUCGGAUAAUGGUUUACGUGAAUGUGCUAGGUGUUCGCAAAAAUUCGAAGAAUUAAAUAUUAUGGUACCUACUAGUUGUCAGUUCCACCCUAGUAGGCAACAAUAUAACAAAGGAACUCGAAGUUACCAUUAUCCGUGCUGUGGAGAAGAUGGGGUUAGUGUGACACCCUAUUCCUUAGGAUGUAAAACCCUAGAACAACAUGUGUAUAGACAGGAGACAUAUGAAGAUAUGUCGAAAACGAUUGAAUUCAGACAUACUAAGGAUUUCGUUGGAGAUUCUAAUGUUUUGGGGUUAGACUGUGAAAUGGCUUAUACUUCGUACGGCUAUGAACUUAUCCGUCUCACAGUGGUUGAUUUUUGGACAAAGAAGGCGCUUUUUGAUGAAAUAGUCCAACCUUUAGGUGAAAUUAUAGAUCUAAACUCGCAGUUCAGUGGGGUUCACGAAAUUGAUAGAGCUACCUCGUUAACAUUUGAAGAUGCGAGGAAAAUAUUUUUAGGUCCUAAGAUGAUAAAUACUAAUAGUAUACUGAUUGGGCAUGGCCUUGAAAAUGACCUUAAUAUAUUACGAAUUAUACAUGAUAAAAUUAUUGAUACAGCGAUUCUAUAUCCUAAUGGUAAAUUCAAGUCUUCGUUAAAAAACCUGGCAUUCCAAGAAUUGAGCCGGAAGAUUCAAACAGGGGAGCACGAUAGUUCUGAAGAUGCGAUUGCCUCGAUGGACAUAAUUAAAAGUAAAUUGGGUAUCCCACUAGAUCGUGAUAUAUGGUAA